Messenger RNA from Trichomonas vaginalis G3, 240 nucleotides. Its product is annotated as glycine-rich protein family. Bases 1 to 240 code for a protein of 79 amino acids. The record is from RefSeq and is a predicted model, not a curated record. NCBI's taxonomy places the organism in Eukaryota, Parabasalia, Trichomonadida, Trichomonadidae. The transcript has a single exon.
AUGAUCAAAGGUGGAUAUGGAGGAGGGGGCAAUGCCUUUUCUUUCUAUGCCGAUGAUGGUAACUAUGGAUCAGGAAGUGGCGGAGGUCAAACCGCUGUCAAAUUCGUGUCAAAUGACCUUUGGCAUCGAGUGAUAGUUGCAGGUGCUGGAGGCGGUUCCGAUAAUUAUUUUUAUGCUGACUCAUAUAAUAGCUACGAUGAUGGCUCAGGAGGAUCGGGCGGUGGCCUUACCGCACAAUGA